CCAAGUAGUAGCAUAACUAAUUAAAUCUCCAAUUUUAUAGCAAACACCAAAAAUGUCAACUUCUACAACAACAACAGCUCAACUAUUUCAACAACUUGGUGAUUUCUAUUCUAGAAGAUUGCUACUAAAUACUCCAGCAGCACCUCCUCCUAAUAGCCACGACGUCGCCUCAGAAACGUACACCGGAAAUAACACUUUCGACGCAAAUGUCAUUAUGGUCCUGUCAGUGCUCUUGUGUGCUCUAAUUUGCUCACUGGGACUUAAUUCCAUCAUCAGGUGUGUAUUAAGGUGCUCCAUUUUAGUAGCUUCACAAUCUUCUGAUACAGCUACCAUAGCUCGAUUAGCCAAUACAGGCGUCAAACGAAAGGCGUUAAAGACUUUCCCGACGAUAAACUACUCACCCGACUUGAACCUGCCUGGAUUAGACACAGAGUGUGUGAUCUGUCUCGCGGAGUUUACAGUUGGUGAGCGCGUCCGGCUUCUUCCCAAAUGCAACCAUGGAUUCCAUGUCAAAUGCAUUGAUAAAUGGCUCGGUUCACACUCGUCUUGCCCUACUUGUAGGCACAGCCUAAUCGAGACCUGUCAAAAGAUCGUCGGUUGCAGCCCUGCGGAGCCUGCAGUACAAGAAAUUAUAGUAAAUAUUGCACCAUUAGAACCUGAAGGAUUGGUACGCAAUUAUAGGAGCUAGUUAAGUUUAAGUUAAGCAUGGCCUUCAAGAAAUGGCACAAAUAGGCCUUUUCCAAGGGUUAAUUAAUGCCUACAAAUUCACAGAACAGUAUAGAUGUAAAUUUGUACACACUUUGAAAUUUUAAUUUAUUUCAUAUUUAUCUUUAAUAUAUAAAUUAUUAAUGCA
Molecule: messenger RNA, 853 nt
Organism: Mercurialis annua (annual mercury)
Lineage: Eukaryota; Viridiplantae; Streptophyta; Magnoliopsida; Malpighiales; Euphorbiaceae
Product: RING-H2 finger protein ATL78-like
Exons: 1
Coding region: 53-688 (211 amino acids)
Biological process (GO): protein ubiquitination
Molecular function (GO): transferase activity
Source: RefSeq, a predicted model, not a curated record